GCGCUGCCGACCAUCUCGCACCGAAAGCCCCCAGCCAGCGCUGCCGAUCUGCACGCCUCCGCUGCAUCCCGCCGGCCUGUCUCUGCCCGUCCCACCCAAGCCCCAGCCGAUCCACUGUAUCGGUGUGCUCCCAGAUCCGUAGUACCGCAGCCCAGCAACCGCACAACCGCACAACCGUUCUGUCAUGUCCCUUUCCCAAGCUCUGCGAUCCCGGCUCUCGGCAGUAUCGAGCAUGACCUCGUGCCGAGCCGGCCCUGUUCAGCUUGUGUGCUCGGUACGCCAUGCACGAGCACCGACGACAUCCAAGCCUACUGAGAGGAAAGGCUCGGACGCUGUCGACAAACGAUACCAGGUCGUCAAAGAGAUCCUCUACGGCGAGCGAUUCAAGCGAGCGCCCUCCGAGGUGGAUCCCCAACUCGAGCAGGGGGAAGAAGACCGUCUCGAGAUAAUCGAGCGCAUGUGGGCGUACGAGAAGCAGCAGGAGGCUGUGCGCCAGGUCGAGGAACUGAAGCAAAAGUACGUUGCCAUGCGGCUAGCCAUGGAGGAGCUGGAGAAAACCGACGCUCGCCUCUUCCAGGAAGCCACCAAGACAAGCGACGAUCUGGUCAUGUUCCCGAAGCGCAUGAAGAUCCCGACCCUGACCCCACCCAUCGGUGGCUGGGACCACAAGCCGAAUUGAUGGACGGCCGAGCCUCGCCCAGACCUUGCUGGAUCAGCGGGCUGAGGGGGGGGAGUGGAGUUCUGUUCCAGGACCAUAUUCUUAUUUGCCCCAUCCAUCGCACCUUCCAUCGUCCUGCACCCCGCCUCCUUGACUCGUGCCGUGACCCCGCUGCAUGACUCUCCGGUCGAUAUCAGAUGCCGCUCGCUCCCGGUGAAAAUCCGUCAAUAAAGACAACCAAGCUGCGAGCCGGCACCCCUGCA
Molecule: messenger RNA, 921 nt
Organism: Polychytrium aggregatum
Lineage: Eukaryota; Fungi; Chytridiomycota; Chytridiomycetes; Polychytriales
Product: mitochondrial ribosomal protein L28-domain-containing protein
Exons: 1
Coding region: 185-679 (164 amino acids)
Biological process (GO): mitochondrial translation
Molecular function (GO): structural constituent of ribosome
Source: RefSeq, a predicted model, not a curated record